Molecule: messenger RNA, 505 nt
Organism: Austrofundulus limnaeus
Lineage: Eukaryota; Metazoa; Chordata; Actinopteri; Cyprinodontiformes; Rivulidae
Gene: uqcr10
Product: ubiquinol-cytochrome c reductase, complex III subunit X
Exons: 2
Coding region: 28-219 (63 amino acids)
Biological process (GO): mitochondrial electron transport, ubiquinol to cytochrome c
Cellular component (GO): respiratory chain complex III
Source: RefSeq, a predicted model, not a curated record
UGCGCAGUGAUCGCUAUCACCGACGACAUGGCGCUGUCAAAGACGCUGUACAAAGCUAUCUUCAGGAGAUCGUCCACUUUCGCUGUAGCCAUCGUGGUUUCAGCUGUAUUUUUUGAGCGAGUGUUCGACCAAGGGGGCGAUGCGCUUUUUGAGUAUUUGAAUCGCGGAAAGCUGUGGAAGCACAUCAAGCACAAUUAUACGGAGAAAACAGGGGAUUAGGAUCCCGGCCCGGGUUUUGUAAGGCUGCGGUGCCAGUGUUGUCAUCAUGGAUCCAGAUCCUUCCUGGGUUCAUCUUCUGAAUCAUCAAGCAGCUAACAACAUUGACAGUGUGCACCGAGUCAAAUCCAAGCUGGAAGCGGCUUUCAGGGGACCUGUGGAAAGUGACAUCAGACCCACAACGUAGAUGGAGCAACGCUUCCUCUCUGUCCUUCCUCUUUGUUAAUAUUUCUAAUUCCCUCACAGAUUGUCAAUUGUUGUAUUAAAAAUGCCUCAAUGUCGUAUGAAA